Messenger RNA from Hymenoscyphus albidus, 980 nucleotides. Lineage: Eukaryota; Fungi; Ascomycota; Leotiomycetes; Helotiales; Helotiaceae. The record is from the annotation of a GenBank genome assembly.
AUGACAAGAUUCGACCAAGACUUCGUAGACGGUCUCGCUCUGGACCUCUUCUCGCCACACGACAGAACUGUGGUCGUCAAUCAAAACUUUAAUCCCCUGGAUGGUCGGUUCGUUACCGGAGCAAGUGGCGAAACAUUCGUUGGACUUCAGAACCAUUCAUACGUGAUCCAAAUGAGUCAUUCGGCCAAUGAUCUCAUCGCCAAGAUAGAAAUCCCAUAUGAUAUGGACCAGUUGAACAGUAUGGGGGUGCAAGUGGGAAAUACCUUCGUUGGGACUCUUUCAGCCGACAGGAGGAGCUGGAUUAUUGACGAGUCAUCGCGAAAUAUCCACAGGAGCGAGAAUAAUACGAGGAUUAUCAAGAUGACGAAUAUUACUGGCGAGUAUCGCCUCCUCGGUCGGAGGAGUUUCGACGAGGCCAACAUUUUUAUUCAAUAUGGACAAGGAGAAACUAGGACCAUGAACAUUACUAGCGGUGGGAUCCAGGAAGCGGAAUUUGUCGACGGUCUGCGUGUUGCGGUUUUGGCUCAGGCGAACAUGGCCUUGAAUGUCGAUAUUAGAAGCGGUAUCCCACAGCAAGCUCUUCCGCUGGGCAUGGUUCCUGUAAACUCUUUCGCAUGGGUCAUGAAAUCGAGCAGCCCAACAACAAAUCUAGAAGCAUCGAUCAAAUUCCCAGGUAAGCGAGUGAUCAUAAAGAGAGAAACUGGAAUUUUGAUGAAACUUGGCUAAUCUUUUCGUUAGUGAACAUGGGUAUGGUAGCUGCAAUUGAAAAGCAGGCCAACGAGAAGAUGAUAAGCAUUGCAAAGCGCCAAUUUAAUGCUCCCACUUCAACGCCGUUUGUGAUGGUUAUGGCUGCAACCCACUUGCGAGAUAUGCCCAGAUCGGGUGUUGGCCAAGUGACGCUUAAUAACCCACAAGAGGUAGAUGGAGAAUACAUUUUAGUGGCAGUUCCUGCGUCACUGCAGAUGGUAAUCUCAAAGUAG